Molecule: messenger RNA, 1474 nt
Organism: Microdochium trichocladiopsis
Lineage: Eukaryota; Fungi; Ascomycota; Sordariomycetes; Xylariales; Microdochiaceae
Exons: 1
Coding region: 29-1324 (431 amino acids)
Molecular function (GO): protein binding
Source: RefSeq, a predicted model, not a curated record
CCUGUGACGACGCUCCUGCACUGGCGCUAUGGCGCUAACGAAACUACCGGUCGAGCUGAUCAGCCUUAUCUCGUCCUUCCUUGAUACGCCUUCCUUCUUGACACUGCGCUAUGCCUCCAGAUCUGUCGAGGCUGGUACAAGACUUUUGUUUCGCCGGCGCUACUUCAGCUCUCGGGGCGUGAUGCUAUACGAGCCGAGCCUCGAGAAUCUGCUCGAGAUAGCUAGUAGCGAGGAAUUUCGGACGUGCGUCGAGACUGUAAUAGUAUGUCUCGAUCACAUUCCCGACUCUACGGCAGCGAUUAUGUAUAGCGAGCUUCGGCUGGAUGCUCUUGGAGAGUAUGUCCCACUUGACCAACUCCCCGGACGCGACGCAAUCGGCGAUUAUGAUUCCGACCACGGCAGUCCAGCUGGAGAGGUAGAAAUCGGCACCGGCUCGGCCGAUUCUAAUCGGGGGCUUCAGGACCAUGCACGAGAGCAGGCGCGCUUCAUAAAGUCGGGAAUCGCUUCGUGCUACUUAUCCAGUGCAUUCUCCCGGCUCCCGAACCUUAAGAGCAUCCAGAUAUCAGACACUUUCAUCCCAUGGGGUGCACGAUCCUUCCGACGAGUAACAGGGUUGAGAAUGGUGUCGACGCUCACCAACAUGGUAGACCUAGAUCUCGUACAGGCUACAGUACAGGAAACGCUUACGGCGACCUACAGCUCUUCGGCUCAGCCACUAGCACUGUCGAUCAUUGUCGGAUUCGCAGACGAGGCUAUCCGGCCCGACCUUCUAGUUCCCUCUGGAUUUCUCGCGCGGUUUAUGCGAGCGCGGCACUCAGUGAUAGCCGAGCUUUGUCUCUCGGUAUCGCCCUUCCUCCAGAACGAUAGGAGAGUAUGGAUAGACGACUUCCUGUCGUUUGUUCAUCUCUUUCCACAACUCGAGGUUCUCGACCUCGGUUUCAACGUAGUAGACGAGCAUCUCCAUUUCUCGACCAUCGGCCGGAGAGCGCACUUCCCACGACUACGCGAGCUCAGACUAGGCUAUAUCGUGUGUGAGGCGGAUAGCAUUGCGCAUAUGGUAGAACGUCAUAAGUCUACGCUCCGGGAACUCGUUUUGACGCCGAUGGAGCUACCGGCCGGGUCAGGAAGCUGGCCUCCGCUAUUGGCGUUAAUACUCGGCGCAGAACUGAUGGUAGAAGAGGUUGUGAUAGAGGAGUGUAUAGAAGGGGAUCUGAUGCUCUAUCUGCAUAGUACAAGGAAAUUAUCGAGCUUCCAGAUAUCAAAGCGGGGGCCAGACAGUCUUCCGGAGAUGUUUGCGGGACUGCAGCUGGAACGGGAGGCGUAGGUAGGUGUAGACUAGAUUAUCGUAGUACCUAACCCCCUAUACUUCUACGGGUGUCUAGGCUAGGUCCGGAGGAUUAAGCUCCUCCCACUGACCGUCAUUCCCGGCCUUAUCCUAGCUAGGGUUACUCACAUAUACUAUCUUACUCUUCGA